Molecule: messenger RNA, 1181 nt
Organism: Westerdykella ornata
Lineage: Eukaryota; Fungi; Ascomycota; Dothideomycetes; Pleosporales; Sporormiaceae
Exons: 3
Coding region: 1-1116 (371 amino acids)
Molecular function (GO): protein binding
Source: RefSeq, a predicted model, not a curated record
AUGCUUGCUCUACUUUUGGUUGCGCUGUUUGCGAAAUGGAGUGCUGCCGCUCUGCAUCAUCUCUUCGUGGGGACUGUGGAUGGCGGAUCCCUAUAUGUCCUGGAAAUGGACGACAUGGAGAGGACAUUGACGGUGUUGCGGAACGAAACUGCAGCAGGAGCAUCACCUUCGAUCGCAUUCGACCGCUCCAAACUCUUCCUCUUUGGCACCCGUCCGUCCGACGGUACAAUCUCCCGCUACAGCGUCGGGCCAGACUUUUCGCUCAAGCACGAAGGCACCGGUCAAAUCCCCGAAUCCUGCAACACCACCGCCUUCAAAUCCAUCAAAAUCUCCUCGGCCAUCCGCAACCCCAACCUCAUCUACGGCUCCGCCACGACCGGCACAUGCAGCACGCUGUUUUCCAUCUCCAUCACCGGAUACUACACCCAGCGCAGUAACGAGAUUGCCGGCGACAUCCGCAGCUUUGCCUGGAGCCCCGAUGGCCGGCAUCUACACGCCCUCGAUUCCGAGAGCAGCAGCUUGCUUAACUUCGGCAUCGCAGACGAACCGGAUCUGAAGGAUUUGCUGGACACAAAGGCAAUCAAAGAUACCAAGGCUGCACGACAGGUGAUCACGCACCCGGUCGGUCACCGGAUCUACGUGGUGACCAGAGAUACGAAUGAAUUGCUAGAUAUCCCGCUCUUGAACAACGACCGCAUCGACGGUCCCAUUGCCGCCAACCGCAGCGCUAUCCUGGUCAAAGAUACACCGGCGGGACAGUACGUGACGACCAGCGUCGCCAUUUCCUCUUCCAACGCCACGCUCUGGACGCUGUCGCACACGGCCUCCCCAGAGAACACAUUCAUGGUGACAGCUUUUCUGCUCGAUGCGAAGACGGGAGCAGUCCAGAGACGCAUCGCACGUGCGUCUUUCAGGAAUUAUCUAGGCGAUGGAACGCAACAGCCGACGAGUGUGCUGAUCCCCGCGCCGUUUGACGGCGAUAUGGUGGCUUUGACCACGUUCCCGGGAGCGAUGGUUGCGGUGUUGGGAUUAGUGGGGGAGAGCAUCAAGUCUUUUGGGCGGGCGAUGCUAGCGCAGGAUGAGGGUUGUUGUGGCGAGGGAGUUUGGUUGAAGUGAUGGAGAGUACCCAGGGAGUAGUAAGUGAGCGUGCACAUGAAUUAAGGCAUUGCAGUUUUAUCGGG